Messenger RNA from Nicotiana attenuata, 1229 nucleotides. Its product is annotated as E3 ubiquitin-protein ligase RNF182-like. The transcript has 2 exons. The record is from RefSeq and is a predicted model, not a curated record. NCBI's taxonomy places the organism in Eukaryota, Viridiplantae, Streptophyta, Magnoliopsida, Solanales, Solanaceae. Bases 264 to 1046 code for a protein of 260 amino acids.
AUCUACAGUAUAGUCCUAAGUAAAAUCUCCUCACACAGAUUCCUCCGAAAACGUACAGAGAGAAACAAAAGAAGAGAGAGACCUUACACAAAAAUUCCCAUUUUCUCUCUUUUGGUCUCUCUCUCUUUUUUCUCUUUCUGUAUAAUUCUUUGGCAAUUUUAUAAUCACCCAUUUAAUUCAAGUUCAAAAGAGCACCAAAAGAGGUGCUUUACAUUGAACAAGUUCUUCCUAUCAGAUCCUUAUAGCACUUGUUGCAUUGUGCUAUGUGGAAAUCCAUUUCAAAUGCCAUUACAAGCUUUGGUCAGAAGAAGGAUUCAGCUGCGCCCAGUCAAACCUGUCAUGAAUACUCGGAUGACGAUGAUAUCUGUUCUAAUGACAGCACUGAGGAAGGACUAGAAUGCCCAAUAUGUUGGGAAUCAUUUAACAUUGUCGAGAAUGUUCCCUAUGUAUUAUGGUGUGGCCACUCUCUUUGCAAGAAUUGUCUAUUGGGACUUAAACCGGCUUCUGUGAAGAUAUCCACUCAACAAGUCCAGAUUCCAUUGUUCAUUUCCUGCCCAUGGUGCAAUUUGCUGACACUUCGGUUGUUUUACCAGGGAAAUCUCAAGUUUCCUAGCAAGAACUUCUUCCUCCUCUGGAUGGUGGAAAGCAGAAAUGGCGACAGGGUGACGUCGCCAUCUGCCAUUUACAGGGAUCAAACUUCAGUUACUGGGAUCCAGACUUCUGUCACGAACUGCAGGCGGACUCAUCGUCUAGGCUCUUCCGCGUCUAGUUCUACUGGUCCUAGAACUAGCAAUACAAGUGGUAUCACCACAAUGCAAAGGUCCCAGUUUUCUCUUCAGAAGUCCCUUGAUUUCUUUUUCCGGGUGACAUCCAAGUUUCCUUUGGUUAUUGUACUUCUUCUGGUUGUUAUAUUCGUGAUACCUUCCAGUGUGGGCAUCCUACUUCUAUACCUGCUGAUCACAAUUCUAUUUGGACUUCCAUCUUUGCUAGUAUUAUACUUCGCUUAUCCUGCUCUGGAUUGGUUGGUGAGAGAGAUUACUGCUUGAAAUGUAGCCGAUUCAAUUUGUUUGAGAAUUAUUUCUUAGAGUUUCGAGUCUGUAAUACAAAGUACUGCUUGCACUAGUAAACAAUGUCUCAUCAGUUUGAUCUUAGUCUUUAUAUCUAGAGAUGUUGUACAUAUUUGUUGGUUUUUGGUGGAAGUCAAUGUUAAUUUUCCUUGAAAGUUUGAA